Molecule: messenger RNA, 942 nt
Organism: Rana temporaria (common frog)
Lineage: Eukaryota; Metazoa; Chordata; Amphibia; Anura; Ranidae
Product: olfactory receptor 5V1-like
Exons: 1
Coding region: 1-942 (313 amino acids)
Biological process (GO): G protein-coupled receptor signaling pathway
Cellular component (GO): membrane
Molecular function (GO): olfactory receptor activity; G protein-coupled receptor activity
Source: RefSeq, a predicted model, not a curated record
AUGGCACAAAAAAAUCAAACAGUCAAUACUGAAGUCCUGAUUGUUGGAUUUGAGAACCUCACCGAAUACAGAAUCCCUCUCUUCCUUCUCUUACUGAUCAUAUACACAUUGACCUGCAUCGAGAACAUCCUGAUUAUAUUUUUAGUAUGUAUAAGCGCUUGUCUCCAUUGUCCCAUGUACAUCCUGAUCGGCAACUUGCUCUUCUGCGAAUUUCUCUACACAACGGAUCUGGUCCCCCUGAUACUCCACCACUUGCUUUCAAGAAGACCCGUCAUCUCCCAUCUCGGCUGUUGUAUCCAGUUAAGUGUAUCCGGAGCCGUAACGAUCGUUGAGACUUUGCUGCUCACCCUGAUGUCAUACGACAGAUAUUUGGCCAUUUGUAGACCUCUCAGAUACUCCGCUCUCAUACACAACAGACUCUGCUUCUAUUUGGUGACCAUGAUUUGGCUUGUUUCAGUUAUAAUAAUUACGGGUCAAUUUUACAAUGUCAUAAACCUUCAUUUUUGUGGCCCUCUGACCAUCGAUCAUUUUUACUGUGACUUCACCCCUUAUGUUUCCCUUGCAUGCUCAAACAUAAUGCCUGCUGUUUUACUUGGCUUAACGGUCAGCGUUACUUUAACCAUUAUACCUUUCUUUUUGAUUGCUCUUUCCUACAUCUUCAUUAUAGUCACAAUCCUCAGGAUACAGACGUCAACGGGAAGGCAGAAAGCCUUCUCUACCUGCAGCUCACAUCUCCUAGUGGUGACUAUAUAUUACACUGCACUCUUUUGCUUAUACGGGAUGCCAAGGAGUAGUCAAUAUCUCAAUGUCUACAAAGGAUUGUCCUUCGCAUACUUUUCGGUGACACCGAUGAUCAACCCCAUCAUUUAUACUUUAAGGAAUCAGGAGAUUCACAAAGCUUUGCAAGUGGCAAUAAGUAAAUUAAAAACUGUUUAUUGUUAG